Messenger RNA from Penaeus vannamei (Pacific white shrimp), 2199 nucleotides. The record is from RefSeq and is a predicted model, not a curated record. NCBI's taxonomy places the organism in Eukaryota, Metazoa, Arthropoda, Malacostraca, Decapoda, Penaeidae.
AUGACGCCCACGGCCACUUGGUAUUCAACGCCCAGCGGCCACUGGUCUUCAAGGCGCACCGGCCACUUGUUCAACUCCCAACGGCCAUUGUUCAACUCCCAACGGCCCACUUGUUCAACGCCAACGGACCACAUUGUUCAAACGCCCAACGGACCACUGUUCAACUCCCUUAACGACACUUGGUUUCCAUACGCCCAACAGUGCCCACUGGUUUCAACUCCCAACGGCUACUUUGUUCCAAAACCAACGGCCACGUUGUUCAACGCCAACGGUCCAUUUGUUCACUGCCCAGCGGCCACUUGUUCAACUCCAAACGACCAACUUUGUUCAACUUCCCAACGACCACUAUGUUCAUAUACGGCCCAUACGCGCCACUUGUUUCAAACUCCCAAACGUGCUACUUGUUUCAACAACCAACGGCCACUACUGUUUUCUUCAGAACAAAAGCUAUACUGCCCAACGGCCAUUUGUUCAACGCCCAGCGGCCACUUGUUUCAAACUCCCACGUACCUACUUGUUCAAACUCCCUACGGCCACUGUCAACCCCAACGGUCCAUUGUUCAACGGCCCACGCGCCACUUGUUCAACUCCCAAAUUACUCGACCACUUGUUUCAACGUCCAAACGGACCACUUGUUCAACGCCCAACGGCCACUUGUUCAACGACCACUUUGGUUCAACUCCCAACGGCACUUGUUCAAUUCCCACGACCACUUGUUCAACGUCCACGGCCAGCUUGUUCAAUUCCCAACGGCCACUUGUUCAACGCACACCGACCACUUUGUUUUUCAACGCACCACGCCACUUGUUCAAACGCCCAACGACCCACUUGGUUUCAACGCCAACGCGACCCACAUUGUUCAACGCACACCGACGCACUUGUUCACGCACACGGGCGACCACUUUGUAUCAACGCCCAACGACCACUUGUUCAACGCCCAACGACCAGUUGUUCAACGCCCACCGACCACUUGUUCAACGCACACCGACCACUUGUUCAACUCCCAACGGCCACUUGUUCAACGCCCAACGACCACUUGUUCAACGCCCAACGGCCACUUGUUCAACGCCCAACGACCACUUGUUCAACGCCGCCAACGCCACUCUGUUCAACGCCCACGACCACUGUUGUCAACGCCCAACGGGCACCUUGUUUCAAACGCCACUUGUUCAACUCCCAACGACCACUUGUUCAACUCCCAACGGCCACUUGUUCAACGCCCAACGACCACUGUCUCACGCGCAACGGCCAUUUGUUCAAAACGCCCACGACCAACUUGUUCAACCGCCCAACGACCCUUGUUCAACGCCCACGGCCACCUUGUCACACGGCCCAACGACCACUUUUCAAAACGCCCAAGGCCCUUGUUCAACCGCCAACACCACUUUUCAACCUCCGCAACGCCACUUGUUUCAACGCCCAACGACCACCUUGUUACAACGCCCCAAACGACCACUUGUUCAACGCACACCGACGCACUUGUUCACGCAAUCGCACCACUUGUUCAACGCCAAGCGGCCACUUGUUUCAAACGCCCAACGACCACUUGUUUCAACUCCCAACGGCCACUUGUUCAACGCCCAACGACCACUUGUUCAACGCCCAACGACCACUUGUUCAACGCACACCGACCACUUGUUCAACGCACACCGACCACUUGUUCAACUCCCACCGGCCACUUGUUCAACGCCCAACUUGUUCAAACGCCAACAACACUUGUUCAACUGGCCAACGCCCGACCACUUGUUCACGCACCCCGACCACUUGUUCAACGCACCCCGACCACUUGUUCACGCCACCCCGACCACUUGUUCAAACGCCACGACAAUUUGUUCCAACUCCCAACACACUUUCAACCGCAACACAACCACUGUUCAACGCAGCCCAAGACCUUGUUCAACGCAACCCCGAACCGACUUGUUCAAAGCGCACCGGCUGACAUACUUGUUCAAGCGCCAACCCCGACCCACUUGUUCAAGCGCCCAACAACCACUUGUCUCAACGUCCGACGUCCGACCACUUGUUCAACGCCCAACAACCACUUGUUCACCGCACCCUGGACGCACUUGUUCAAGCGCACCCGACCGACUUGUUCAACGCCCACUUGUUCACGCCCAUUUGUUCAAUGCACCCCGACCACUUGUUCAACGCGCAACGAAGCCGAUUGAACAGAAGGCCGAGCACAUUCCGAGACGCUAG